GUAUAAUUAUUGAAAGGCAUCCGGCAGUAAAAAUCUUUAUUUGUGCUACUGGAAAUCCUAAAAGCACACCCCCUUAAACUAUCUCUGUUUAUUUCUUCACUCCCUUUUUUCUUCUUCAAGGGCAAUGGACAGUGGAGGACACUACAACCCCCGCACCGUCGAAGAGGUUUUCCGGGACUUCAAGGGCCGCCGGGCUGGCAUGAUCAAAGCCCUCACCACUGAUGUUGAGGAAUUUUACCAGCAGUGUGAUCCUGAAAAGGAGAAUUUAUGUCUGUAUGGAUUCCCCACUGAACAAUGGGAAGUAAAUUUGCCUGCUGAAGAAGUUCCCCCAGAACUUCCCGAGCCAGCACUGGGCAUAAAUUUUGCUAGGGAUGGGAUGCAAGAAAAGGACUGGCUAUCUUUAGUUGCUGUACACAGUGAUGCAUGGCUACAAUCAGUGGCUUUCUACUUUGGGGCAAGAUUUGGUUUUGAUAAAGCUGACAGAAAGCGCCUGUUCACUAUGAUUAAUGAUUUGCCUACAAUAUUUGAGGUUGUAACUGGAUCUGCAAAGAAACAGACAAAGGAGAAGUCAUCAGAGAACAAUGGCAACAAAUCAAAGUCCAGUUCAAAAGGGCGAGGAUCUGAACCCCCAAAGUAUUCAAAGCAAGUGAAGGAUGAGGAGGAGGGAUUGGACGAAGAAGACGAUGACGAGCAUGGGGAGACCUUGUGUGGAGCAUGUGGGGAGAACUAUGCAUCUGAUGAGUUCUGGAUUUGUUGCGACAUAUGUGAGAAGUGGUUUCAUGGCAAGUGUGUGAAGAUCACUCCUGCCCGGGCUGAGCACAUCAAACACUACAAGUGCCCCUCAUGCAGCAAUAAGAGACCAAGGCCUUGAUAUCAUAGGGAUGUGGGGUUAGUUAUCACGGCCCUGUAAAUCAUGCUGGACUGCUAACUAGUUAGUGGCUUAGGCAUUCUGUAUUGUGCCAUGUUGGUGCAUCGUAGGUAUUCACUAGUUUGGUCUUGUCAACUUCUUAAUGUGGAUAGAAUUAUUUAAUAUUUGAUGGUUUCUGAUUCUGAACGUCUCUAACAUUUGUCCUGCAUUGGGAUAUUUAUGUUCUUAGUACCUGAUAACAUAUUCGUGCAGCAGGCUUCAUUUGUGCUUGGUAUAUAUUCUCAAUUCUCAA
Molecule: messenger RNA, 1160 nt
Organism: Glycine soja
Lineage: Eukaryota; Viridiplantae; Streptophyta; Magnoliopsida; Fabales; Fabaceae
Product: PHD finger protein ALFIN-LIKE 5-like
Exons: 5
Coding region: 125-871 (248 amino acids)
Biological process (GO): regulation of DNA-templated transcription
Cellular component (GO): nucleus
Molecular function (GO): transcription cis-regulatory region binding; histone binding; transcription coregulator activity
Source: RefSeq, a predicted model, not a curated record